AUGGAAACAAUUGAUAUACAAAAUCGAUCAUUUGUUGUUCGUUGGGUAAAAUGUGGCCGUGGCGAUGUAAUCAAUUAUCAGAUCAAGCCAUUGAAGAAAUCUAUUGAAGUUGGCAUAUAUAAGAAGUUGAAAUCCAGUGUAGAUGACCAUGCUUCUGCGGUUCACAUUGCGCCUGACACGAAAACAUUACUGGACUAUACAACCAAAUCUUUAUUACAUAAGGGAAGUUCGGGUCAUAUUGAAGAGCAUCACAGGCGUCCUUCGCAGCACUCUCAUAAUUCAAGUAAUGGACCGGAUAAUAAGAGGAAGGAGAGAUCGUAUUCCUCACUGUCCAUUAGUGGUAUACAGCAGCAAUCCCAGGAAAUACCCCUACGUGAAAAACUCUCUGCGUCAGGAUUCACCUUGGUCAAGAGGGUCGGCAACGUUUCAGGUAACACUAUGGUUCAGGGCGAUCUGGAAGUAAAAGAUACAGAUUACUAUUAUGCAUUUAUACUGGACAACUCGUCCUCCAAAAAUGCGAAAAAGAAGAUUCUUUUCAAUGCGAGUGUCAUAAAUGGCGAUAAUCAAUCGAUGAUAAGCACGAGAUCCACUCCUCCAGCAAGGCCUGUGGCUUUAAGCAGAACAUCGACCCAACAGGAUAUGCUGUUUAGAGUGGGACAAGGUCGUUACUUGCAAGGCUACCUGUUGAAAAAAAGGAGAAAGAGACUACAAGGUUUCAAAAAGAGGUUUUUUACCUUGGACUUUCGAUACGGAACUUUAUCGUACUACUUGAACGACCAUAACCAGACUUGUAGGGGCGAAAUUGUCAUAAGUUUGUCAUCUGUGAGCGCCAACAAAAAGGACAAAAUAAUCAUAAUCGAUUCUGGUAUGGAAGUUUGGGUUUUAAAAGCCACGACUAAAGAGAAUUGGCAGUCGUGGGUUGAUGCAUUACAAUCCUGUUUUGAUGAUCAGUUCGAAGAUAAGGAUACCUCCACUUUGGAGGAAAAUCCUGGUAUUCUUGACGAUGACAAGGAAGUAAAUAAUAAAGGCUCUCUUCAAGACCGUGACCAGCUUGCACCCAUCGUUACUACUAAAAGCACGCCAUCACACAAACAGUCUACCCAGAAAGAUGCGGAUGACAUAUAUGUGCCACUACCCAGCGAAUCCUACGCUACUUUUUCCAUGAACCUACGUUUGAUUCAACAACGACUAGAGCAAUGUAAAAAGGACUCGUUAUCUUAUAAGCCAACCGUACUACAUCAAAGAUCUGAAGGGUUAAAUGGAACACAUUCGUCAUCUUCUGUCUUGACUAAUAAUAGAGUGUCUUCAUUCAAUCAUUCCUCUUCCGGUAUGACAUCGUCUGAUUCUUUAGUCUCUGAGGAGGUUCCUUCCAGCACGACGCAUACGAAGCAUGCUUUAUAUAAUCAACUGGCAGAUCUCGAAGUGUUUGUCAGCCGAUUCGUUACACAAGGGGAGGUUUUAUUUAAAGACCACCAGAUCUUGUGUAAGAAAGCAAAAGAUACGAGAGUUUCUCUAACUUCGUAUCUUAGUGAGAAUGAUGAAUUUUUCGACGCAGAAGAGGAAAUCAGCCGGGGAGUCAUUUUAUUACCUGACACAGAAGAUGAUAUUAACAACAUAGUCGAAGAAAUCCCUCUUCUUGGGAAAAGCGACCAAAAUGAGUUUACAACAGAGGUCGAACUGUCUGCACACGAACAGAUGGCUUCAUCAAGUGUGGAGAGCUACACAACUAACGAUGAAAGUCAUAGCCGCAAACACUAUAAGAAUCGCCAUAAAAAUCGUCGUCGUGGCCACCUACAUCAUCAAAAAACCAAAAGUACUCAAUCUUCAACAGAAACAUUCACAAGUAAGGAUUUGUUCGCUCUUUCCUACCCAAAGACUAUUUUACGCCGUAAUGACAUACCUGAAGCUGCAGCUUCUCCGCCAAGCCUACUAUCUUUCUUGAGAAAGAAUGUAGGCAAAGAUUUGAGCUCUAUUGCUAUGCCAGUAACUUCAAAUGAACCUAUUUCUAUCUUGCAGUUGAUAUCAGAAACAUUUGAGUACGCUCCUCUUUUAACGAAGGCUACUCAACGCCCCGAUCCUAUAACCUUUGUUUCAGCAUUUGCUAUUUCCUUUCUUUCCAUAUACAGGGAUAAAACAAGGACGCUAAGAAAACCGUUUAAUCCGUUACUGGCUGAAACAUUCGAACUAAUACGAGAAGAUAUGGGGUUUAGACUUAUAUCGGAAAAGGUUUCUCAUCGUCCCCCAGUAUUUGCCUUUUUCGCAGAGCAUCUCGACUGGGAGUGUAGUUAUACUGUGACACCAUCCCAAAAGUUCUGGGGUAAAUCUAUUGAAUUGAAUAACGAAGGUAUAUUGAGAUUGAAAUUUAAGACAACCGGAGAACUAUUUGAAUGGACGCAACCCACAACCAUUUUAAAAAAUUUGAUAGCGGGUGAGAGAUAUAUGGAGCCUGUUAAUGAAUUUGAAGUACAUUCUUCGAAAGGAGACAAAUCACACAUCUUGUUCGAUAAGGCAGGUAUGUUUAGUGGGAGAUCUGAGGGAUUUAAAGUAUCGAUAAUCCCGCCAGCUUCAAGUGACCGCAAGAAGGAAACUCUGGCCGGUAAAUGGACGCAAAGUUUGGCUAAUGAAACCACACAUGAAAGUUUAUGGGAAGUUGGUGAUUUAGUUAGCAACCCGAGGAAAAAAUAUGGGUUCACUAAAUUCACCGCAAAUUUGAAUGAGAUCACUGAAAUUGAAGAAGGCAAUCUACCACCCACGGACUCAAGGCUAAGACCAGAUAUUAGAGCAUAUGAGCAGGGAAAUGUUGAUAAGGCUGAGGAGUGGAAGUUGAAGUUGGAGCAACUUCAGCGUGAAAGACGUAAUAAUGGGCAAGAUGUGGAACCUAAAUAUUUCGAAAAAGUAUCUAAGAAUGAAUGGAAAUACAUAACUGGGCCUAAGAGUUAUUGGGAAAGAAGGAAGAAACAUGAUUGGUCCGAUAUUCCCCAUCUAUGGUAA
Molecule: messenger RNA, 2991 nt
Organism: Saccharomyces paradoxus
Lineage: Eukaryota; Fungi; Ascomycota; Saccharomycetes; Saccharomycetales; Saccharomycetaceae
Gene: OSH3
Product: oxysterol-binding protein related protein OSH3
Exons: 1
Coding region: 1-2991 (996 amino acids)
Biological process (GO): exocytosis; piecemeal microautophagy of the nucleus; endocytosis
Cellular component (GO): intracellular membrane-bounded organelle; cytosol; perinuclear endoplasmic reticulum
Molecular function (GO): sterol binding
Source: RefSeq, a predicted model, not a curated record